CGGGGCCGGGGCCGGGCAGGCCGGGCGGAGCGGGCCCGGCGGGCGCUGUGCGCAGAGCCGCGCAGAGCCGGCUGCCCUCGGCCGCAGCGCGCCCCGCCAUGCCCGGAGUGGCCGCGCUGGGCGCCGGCCCCGACCCCGAGGAGAGCUACGACUUCCUCUUCAAGCUGGUGCUGAUCGGCGACGCCAGCGUGGGCAAGACCUGCCUGGUGCAGCGCUUCAAGACCGGGGCCUUCUCCGAGCGGCAGGGCAGCACCAUCGGCGUGGACUUCACCAUGAAGAGCCUGGAGAUCCAGGGCAAGCGGGUGAAGCUGCAGAUCUGGGACACGGCGGGCCAGGAGAGGUUCAGGACCAUCACGCAGAGUUACUACCGCAGCGCCAACGGGGCCAUCCUGGCCUACGACAUCAGCAAGAGGGGCUCCUUCCUGUCCAUCCCUCGCUGGAUCGAGGAUGUCAGGAAGUAUGCUGGCUCCAACAUCGUGCAGUUACUGAUUGGAAACAAGUCUGACCUAAGUGACCUUAGAGAGGUUCAGCUGGAAGAAGCUCAGAGCCUGGCUGAACACUAUGACAACAUCAUCUGUGCCAUAGAGACCUCGGCGAAGGACUCCAGCAACGUGGAGGAGGCGUUUGUGAAGAUGGCCACAGAGCUGAUGAUGAGGCAUGGAGGGCCCAUGUUCAGUGAGAAGAACACUGACAGCAUCAAGCUUGACAGCAAAGAUGUUGUGGAAGGCUGGGGGUGUGGUUGCUGAUAAGAGCUAGCUGAUAUCCCUAACUUUACUGGAGUUUAGAUGGUGCUUCACCCUAAUGCUGAGUAGCAUGGUAGCCAUAUUCUCCUCCUCCUGUGAAACCAGCAAUUUUGUAGAAGUUAGACACAAUCCUGUUUGCUUUGGUGUCUUAUUUUUAAAAAGGGACUUCAGAGAGGUGGUCCUAAAAGUCAAACCCUCUGAAAAACUUACUCAACAUUUGUCCCCACGGUUUUAUUUUCUGUAACCUUCAUACAAGUUACAAAAAUGGAUGGAACUACUUUGAACUUGGUAUUUUGGGGUGGGAAGACAUUUCGUUGAGGAAGAGACUGAUGCAAACCGAAAGGUCUGAGCCUUUAGCAUGGGACUGGUGGCAAAGGAGGUGACUUUUGGAAUAGACAGUUCUGACAGUAUCCCUUCAAAUCCUCAAAACUCCACCAGUGACCAGGAAGUGUCAGUGUCUUUGAUAAUGGUAUUUCAAGGGCCAUAAUAGCCAAGAUUUUGAUUACAGGACCAAAUAGCAGCCACCUGUCCUAGGGCAUAUGGAUUGCUAGUUGCUAUUGAAGCAGGCCCGGGUGGGGGAGCUUCUCUCAGGUUUUGUUACCAUUUGAAAUUAGUGUUUUAACAGAAAGCAAAACCAGCCUGAGCACUGUCACUGGACCAGGGUGGUGAUUUAAAGCAGCCUUGAGGAGAGGGAAGAUGCAUUUCAUUUGCCUGUUGUUUGCACAGUGAUAGCUCCUUUUUCCAGGUGGAAGCAUCACUGAGAUUUUGCCCUCAGGUCUCAUCAUUUCAUUCCACAACUCAAGACCUGCACCACUGGAAACGGGAACUGGAGAAAUCUUGAACUGACUGUAGCCAAGAUCUCUUGCCAUGUGCCUAAUGGUCAAAUACAGGGUGCAUUCUGGUCACACAUUUCAUGCUACAUUACCAGAGUGCAUAAGUGGCAUAAGUGGAUUUGAUUUGUUUAUUGGUUUUGUUUUUUAAACCAUCUCUUUAAAUACUGCAUGGGCAUAUAAUGGGAAAGAAGACCUCAGAAUAGCUGAGAACUGCAUGAUUGUGACUUCUUGGUUGUGAGAAACCAGUGUCUUUUUGAGUGAUUCUCUCCCAGCUUUGUACCCAGAUGUUCCCCUCUCCCUAUCACAAGUUACCAGCUGCUUUUCAUUUCUUUAAAACACUCAGCAGGAAAAGUCUUAUGUAGACUUUUGAUCCAUCAUAGUGGAUCAAAAGUCUACAUAAAGUAAAAUAGAUUUCAUAAUGCAGUUCUUUCAGAUGCAGCUCUGUAGAGUACCUUGUAGAUGUAGCUGAGGUUCUGAUGGACUCCUCUGCAGUUACACUCUCAGGCAUCUUACAAAAGUGGAUUUGCAAAGAGAGCAGGAGCAGCAAUAUUUUAAACUCUGCAGAUAAAGCAGAGGUAUUCAGGUAUGACAAGCAAUUUUUGCAAUCCUGAUAAUUUGAAGGAGUCACUUUCAAGAAGCACCAUUUGAAGUGAAGGUCUUGCCUCUUUGAAAAAUCCAGAUCAAAAAGGACUUGAAUUAUUUUGCUAUUGGGGCUGCACUAGUUCAGUCAUCCAACCUAUCCAGUGUCAUGAAAAUUAGGAAGAUUUAGGAAAGGGCUAAUGGAUACCGAUUUUAAUCCUAUUCAUCUUCCUGUAGCAAAUAUUGAACCAUUCUUUCCUCUUUCUGGUUUUUUAAACUGUGAGGUAGAUAACUGAGGAGUAAUGUGUGCUUUGUAGCCUGUUUGCUUCUGUCUAAGGGGUUAGUUUUCAGAUUUUAUAGUUGUGAGAAUGAAAAGGCCUUAAAUUUUUCAACUAGUAUAGUUUUCACAGUUCUGAUAUUUUCUACAGAAAGGCAGGCUGAGCUGCAGUACUUGGUAGUGGUUUUGGGGGGUUUUCCAUGAUAUUCCUACUUCCAAAGAUAGUAGGCAGUAAAUGCCCAGUUAGACAUUUGGGAAUGGGAAUGAAAAUGGGAAUUUCCACACCCUGGAGUUGUUGGUGUAUCCCCUAUAUUCUGUUCUCAGGAGGAACUGUGAAGACAGUCCAAGCAAAAACCAAGUGACUGCUUUUCCUGCUGGUGAGGUACAGAAUAUUUGCAAACAUUUAACUUUCUGUCAUGACCCAUGACAGCUUGAAUCUGUAGGUCAUGGUCCUGCAGUUCUGCUUGAGCAGGGAGCCGCAGAUGAGCUCAGCCCCCACCACCUGCAGCAUUAGUGCCAAAUUAUUGAAUGCUGAGAAAAACCCGUAUGCAUUUAAGAACAGUAUUGCUACUUCUCAGACUGAAAUCCAUAGUUUACAUAGUAACUCAUCUUAAAACUGGAACAAGAAGCAACAUGAACAUAAAUCCUGCUUCCAGUGCAGCCAGUGGAUGAUUGUGUUUUUACAAUAGAUGAAGAACUGAGGAAUUACUGAUCCAUCUUCUUUGUUUUGAGGUUUGUUUAGUGAAUAAGUAGAAUUAGACCAGGCACUACACUUUUCAUAUAAUUUGCCUGGAUUUAUUUCUUAAACUAGGCUUGAAGGAUGAGGCUCUGUCUGCAGGUCAGUCUGGCUCAGUCAGAAAAUGUGCAAUACAGCAGCAGUGAUUUGUUUGCUGUACUUUAAAUGAAGGCAGCAGUUCCAAUUUGUUUUCAGUUUCCUGCAGAAAACUAAAACCAUGGUUUUAAAUCAGUUUUAUGUUUUAACUCUUGGCUCUUCUGUGUUGUAACAAGUGGAGUACAAGUUUGCAUGCCCUCCUAGCUGAACAAAAGAAUUAGAAUAAGACUUGGUUUUUUGGGUUUUUUAAAAUUUUUUCAGAAGACACUUGAAGACCUGGUUUAUUUUUUAGGUUAGCAGCUGGAGGUGCUUGGGCUGUCAGUAGUUAAAGUUUACUUUGAUUGCCAAACUCUUCCUUUGUUCACUACCCACUAGGCUGGGAGCACCUUGACCAGAAAUAAACAGUAAAUGUGGAGCAAUAAAUCUGUGAUUUACGGGCAAAAACCUGAGUUUCACCUCUAAGGGUAUAAAUGGGCACUGAUGUACAUCAAGUGAAUAAUUCAGUAAUGCUUGUUCAGAGUUCACAGCAUAAACACUUGCCAAGAAAUCUGUUUACUGCCAGUUGAACAUUAACAAGGCUAUGGUGCAGUAAUUGCUUUUAAGCAGAUCUCUUUGGCUGAUCAUGUAUUUGCAUUUGUGUUUAUAAUUUCUUUUUGGCAGUACCAAAGUGUGCAAAAAUAUUACAAAAGCACAGGAAGGGACAUUGAUUUCUGCCUUGUAGCACUUGGGAGUGGAAUGCAGAAGCAGAUACUGAAAUGAAAUCAUCAGCAGAAUGUGGUUCCCAGGAGCCUUUGUUGCCCUUUGUAUUGAUUUUAAGCUAAUUUUAUCUCCAGUUUCUCAUCCAGUCCAUCAUCAAGGGUGGAACUUGUACAAAUAUUUAUAAUUAUGCAAAUAUAAAACAAAAUGUCGGCCCAGAAACCUGCUAACAUUUGUUUUGCAAAACAGAAUUUGAGAAAAAUGAGCAUACUUAAGAAGAGAGGAGAAGUCCUGAUUAUUUUCUUACUGUCACUGUACUGGCAAGCAGGUUUUUCAGGGGUGAAAAUCUAAAUGAAGCCCAGCUGAAAGCACUAAAAGCUUUCCUGUUAGCUAAUACUGAUAGAUUUCAAAGAGCUUCACCAAAAGCAGAGCUCUCGCUCCUUUUGGGUGCCUAGACUGUCAUAUGUGAAAACAAGGGUUUGGAAGAUUGUGCUUUGGACAUGGCAUGCAAACUUGUCUUGAAAACAUUUUUUAAAAUGAGCCAAGAGCUGAAUUUACACAGACAUGAAAGCUGCAGACAGAUGCCUCCCAAUGUCUUCAAAAGCAUCUCAGUACCGUUGCAAAUAAAGCACAGAACUUGUGUGGAAGUGGUUUUGCACUAAAGGGAAAUAAUUAUCAGAAAAAAAAAUCAUUAAUGUGAAAGGCAGAGCAUCUUGAUUAUUCUGCCUUUUUCAUGUUCAUUUCCUAGUUCAAUGCUGUGUAUAAGUAAGAUUUUUCCCUUUAUAAAUGAUAUUAAAAUAGAUAAAGUGUGAAAAGUAGUUUGAUACUUGACAAAAUAAAUGCUUUCUUAGGAGAGUGAUAAUAUUGAUGAGGAGAAUAAUUUUGCUAAUAGGGUUUGGUGGUGCAGUAUCAGGGCUUCCCCACAGAGUUGUGUUGGAAUGAUGUGAGACACAAAAACCAUUCCCAAAACAGGGGAAGCCAGUGGGGAACACCAGACCCUGUCCUGCCUGGCAGACAGAAAGUAGAUACAGGCUGGUACUGAGCAGAAGGUGAAUUUAGUUCUUUGUAAGUGUUUUUAAAGAUUUCUCUUUGAGAUUUCUGAUAGGCAGAUGUGCUCUGUGCUGUCAGCCAGAUUUUCCCUCUCCUGUGCCUCACUCGCUGAGAUCUGACAGGUAAAAACCCCACAACUCCAGAGAAGGGAGCAUCCCAGCCAGUCUGGCUCACACACACCUCUGGGGGGGAAGGAAAAAAUCUCUAAUUCAUAUUGAAUUCAUUCACUGCAUUCCAAAAUUAUUUCAGGGGUUUGGGUGAUAACAGUGUUAAAAUGGUUCUGCAUUUUCUAGGACAAAUCUGUUGCUUUUCAAGGUUUCUUCGAGAGAUGCAGGCUGAACAUUUCUAAUCAUCAGUAUCUAUUUUGCUUUUAAACUUUCUUAUCACAAUACUGACGAAAUUAUUUGAAUAUGAGGAGACAAGGGAGCAAGCUUGCAUACUACGGUAAUUUUUUAUACUUUACCUUCAUCUAUUUAUGAAUUUAUUAUGAAAAGUAUUUUUAAACAUGAAACCUGCUUUUGUUGUGAAUUUUAGCAAAGUAGUGGAUAUAUUGUACUGUGUAUCAUUAAAAAGGUUUAAUUAAAGUAAACAUUUGGCAAUUAA
Messenger RNA from Taeniopygia guttata (zebra finch), 5613 nucleotides. RefSeq names its product RAB43, member RAS oncogene family (gene RAB43). Lineage: Eukaryota; Metazoa; Chordata; Aves; Passeriformes; Estrildidae. The record is from RefSeq and is a predicted model, not a curated record. Gene Ontology annotation, molecular function: GTPase activity; GTP binding.